Messenger RNA from Cydia pomonella (codling moth), 995 nucleotides. RefSeq names its product E3 ubiquitin-protein ligase RNF181-like. The coding region runs from base 180 to 623 and encodes 147 amino acids. The transcript has 3 exons. Lineage: Eukaryota; Metazoa; Arthropoda; Insecta; Lepidoptera; Tortricidae. The record is from RefSeq and is a predicted model, not a curated record. Gene Ontology annotation, biological process: protein ubiquitination. Gene Ontology annotation, cellular component: cytoplasm. Gene Ontology annotation, molecular function: ubiquitin protein ligase activity.
AGUUCCGGACGUUCCGGUCAAUCAAAACAGCGAAUCAUAAAAUUCGUGAAGCAAAAAGUUAGGCACGAUUUAAAUUUACAUUAUAGUUGAUUAUAUGGAAGGUAGAGUUAGUUGAUUAAUUCCAUCUCAUUUUUUUUCUUCAUAAAUAGUGGCCCUUCAAACAAACUGUAGAAGUAGAUAUGGCAGGUUACUUCGAAGAAAUGGGAUGGAGAGAAUUAGGAGAAGGAGAGGAACCAAAUCACCUACUGCAUAUGGCAAGAUUCCUCGUAGACUUUGGGCUAUAUGAGGACAAUUUCACUGGAGAGUGGCCGAGACUACCUCCUCCAGCUGCAAAGGAAGCCGUAGACAACCUGCCAGAAAUUACAAUUGAUGAUUCUACCAAAGAUUGUCCAAUAUGCUUGAAAAAGUUUAAUCCAGGAGAUAAGGCAAAACAAAUGCCAUGUAAACAUAUUUUCCACAGCACUUGCAUUCUUACCUGGCUAGCUAAAACAAAUUCAUGCCCAUUUUGCCGAUUUGAGCUACCUACAGACCACACUGGAUAUGAAGCAUUCAAAAAGGAAAAAAAGAGAGCAGAGCAGCGUAAAGAAGAUCUUGACACUCUUCAUAAUUCAAUGUUUAGUUGAUUUCAUCAUAAAAUAAUAAGCAGGUAACUUGGAUAGCAUGCAAAUCGCAAACGAAAAUUUGUUUUAUAUUUCUAUUAGGCAUUGCCUACUGUGUCAAUCUGGUUUUUACAUUUAAAGAAAGAAGUAAAAGUUAUAAAUAAUUAUACGAGUACAUAUUGGGAUAUGGAAGUAGUGAUGUCUUGGUUAGAUAAAAUUGAUAUUUUAAAGGUUAUGGAUAACUAAGAAUAAUAAUUAGUAUAAUUACAGUUGAGAUGGGAAUAAAUUUCAGUCAUAUUAGUCUAUUGAAAAUUCUAAUUACAUUAGCUUCAAAAAGUGUACAAUAAUUUGUAUAAUAUUUUUUUUAUUUAAUAAAAGAGUUUAUGUUUAAAUGCA